This is a messenger RNA of Arabis nemorensis, 618 nucleotides long. NCBI's taxonomy places the organism in Eukaryota, Viridiplantae, Streptophyta, Magnoliopsida, Brassicales, Brassicaceae. The record is from the annotation of a GenBank genome assembly.
AUGACUUCAACGCCAUUACGCUCAGACCGGUCACAGGAGGAUACUCAGAAAACUAGCUUUAUUAAACUACAGGUGGGGUUGCUAGGUUCCGGAAGGACCCUACAAAAAUAUUUCGAUGGCCUUGCGGAAAAUGCAGACACAUCCACAUCGGCGGGUUUGAGCUAUGUUUUAACCGAGGCAACAUUGGCUUUGCUGAGACACCCGGACUAUUGCAUCUCUUGUUAUUCAUCAGUGGAUGUGAAGCCGAAUAUAGAAGCUGGAGAGCAGCAAUUUAACAAUCUCUCCAUUGAAGAACGGGGGAAAUUUGACGAGGAAACACUUGUUAAUGUGGAUAGCAUAAAGAGACGAGGCUCGAAGAUUCGAACAGCUAGCGGUUUCACCAAUGAAUAUAUUGUGUGUUGUACAUGUUCAGGUAACUAUCUUGGUGGCUGCAGAGGGUGUACAUCAAUUGCAGCCAAUAAACGGAAGUCUGGAUCUGAAGGAAGCGUUACAGAAGCUCGGGCGAUACCAAGAAACAAAAUAUUGGCAGUAGAAGUAUUGUGGACACCACAGGACGAAAAUGAAGUUUUGUCAGAAAGGGAACUACUUGAAGAUUACCCACUUUUGAAGCUAUUCUAA